Rhododendron vialii is the source of this 1421-nucleotide messenger RNA. Its product is annotated as ceramide synthase 1 LOH3-like. The record is from RefSeq and is a predicted model, not a curated record. Gene Ontology annotation, molecular function: sphingosine N-acyltransferase activity. Gene Ontology annotation, cellular component: endoplasmic reticulum; membrane. The coding region runs from base 120 to 1046 and encodes 308 amino acids. Gene Ontology annotation, biological process: ceramide biosynthetic process. The transcript is spliced from 6 exons. Lineage: Eukaryota; Viridiplantae; Streptophyta; Magnoliopsida; Ericales; Ericaceae.
GACCAACAACACCCAGAGUCCGAUCAUUUCUGUUCACAGUCACAGACUCCGUUUAGAGAGAGAGAGAGAGAGAGGAGAACCCAGCUCUUGUUUUCUGUUUGGUUGCUCAGAAGACUGAAAUGGGUAUUUCUGAAUUGGUGCGUUCUAUUGAUUGGGAGCAUGAAUCAUACCCAGAAUAUCAACAUUUCGCAGUCCUUCCCUUCUUUGCUCUGUUCUUCCCAACUGUUCGUUUCUUUCUCGACAGAUUUGUAUUUGAGAAAGUAGGUAUACGAUUGAUAUUUGGGAAAGGACAGCAGACGAUAGCUGUUGAGACAUAUGAGAAAAAAAAGAAGAUACGGAAGUUUAAAGAGUCGGCAUGGAAAUGUGUGUAUUACCUUUCAGCAGAGCUUCUGGUGCUGUCUGUGACUUAUGACGAGCCAUGGUUCACUAACACAAGCUAUUUCUGGGUGGGGCCUGGAAAACAGGCCUGGCCUGACCAGAAAAUUAAGUUGAAAUUGAAAGCAGUAUACAUGUACGCCGCUGGAUUCUAUACAUACUCCAUAUUUGCUUUAAUUUUCUGGGAAACAAGGCGCUCUGACUUUUGGGUGUCAAUGACCCAUCACAUUGCAACUCUCAUUCUAAUUUUGCUUUCUUACAUAUUGAGGUUUGCUCGUGUUGGCUCGGUUAUUUUAGCUCUUCAUGAUGCUACUGAUGUAUUUCUGGAAGUAGGGAAGAUGUCUAAAUACCGUGGGGCGGAAACUCUAGCUAGUGUUUCGUUUGUUCUUUUUGCUUUGUCUUUUACCCUACUUCGCGUCAUUUACUAUCCAUUCUGGGUGCUCUGGAGUACCAGUUAUGAAGUUCUCCUGACCUUAGACAAGGAAAAGCACAAGGAGGAUGUAUCAAUUUACUAUUACGUGUUCAAUUCUCUUCUUUAUUGCUUGCUUGUUCUUCACAUUUAUUGGUGGGUGUUGAUGUGUCGAAUGCUCGUCGAACAAAUACAAGCAAGAGGCCAACUUGGGGAGGAUGUUCGAUCUGACUCUGAAGGUGAAGACGAACACGAAGAUUGAUCACUAUAGUAAUUUGCAGUUAUGGCUUGAUAUGCGUGAAGGUACCGUGAAGUCUAUAAGAAGGCAUUUUCGGCAUUAGUAUUAUUCAUCGUCACCACACUAACUAAGAAUCACAGCUAUGUCUAUUAGCCUCAUGUAUCCAUGCCGGACACCUACAGACAGGGGCGGAGCUAUGUUGGCGCCCCAGCGGUGCUCCCCGAGUUUUAAAAUUUUUAUUUUGUAUAUACCUGAUUUUGAAUAUUAUUGAGAAUUAUUCGUGUAUAGAUAAUUAUAAUCUUAAUAAUUUUGGUUUGAUUUGAUAAAAAAUCGGUUAUUUUAUAUUCUCAUUUCUCAAUUUCUUUCAUAAAUAAAAAAUAAGUACGUGACUGUUGAAGU